This is a messenger RNA of Cucumis sativus (cucumber), 2740 nucleotides long. Its product is annotated as glycerophosphodiester phosphodiesterase GDPDL6. Bases 319 to 2601 code for a protein of 760 amino acids. The record is from RefSeq and is a predicted model, not a curated record. Gene Ontology annotation, molecular function: glycerophosphodiester phosphodiesterase activity. The transcript has 10 exons. Gene Ontology annotation, biological process: lipid metabolic process. NCBI's taxonomy places the organism in Eukaryota, Viridiplantae, Streptophyta, Magnoliopsida, Cucurbitales, Cucurbitaceae.
UCAUAUUUUCUCUCUUUGUUUUUUUUUUUUUUUAUAAAGAAAUUAUCUUUCUGAUAAUUUUUCACCAUUCCCUUGAGAGUUUUUUGUUCUAAAAACUUGACAGGGAAUGCUCUUUCUGAGUUCCUUCUCUCUUUGUCUGAUCUCUCCCUCUUCCAUUUUCUUUUCGUUUUCUCCUCAUUUUCAUUUUUCCAUGUCUUCAACUUGAUUUUUUCUUCUUCUUUUUUUCUUUUUUCUUUUUCUUUUUUGUUCAAUUUUGGUAUUUGAAAUCAGUUUUGUAGUAAUCAAGAGAUCAAAGUUAAAACAGCGUUGGGACUCACAAUGCUAAAGUGUUUUUUGGUCAUAGCUUCGUUGAUCUUCAUCUCCUCCACAUUUGCACAACACAAUCUUCGUCCUAAAGAAAAAUGGCUCACUUUGAAAGGGGAUCAUCCACUCGUAAUAGCAAGAGGAGGAUUAUCUGGAGUGUUUCCAGAAGCAAGCCCUUUUGCAAAUCAAAUGGCUGUGGUUACAGGUUUACAUAACACAGCUUUGUAUUGUAAUCUUCAACUCACCAAAGAUGGGAUUGGCUUUUGCUUAACUGAUCUUAGGCUUCAAAAUUCAACCAAUAUUGAAGAUGCCUUUCCUCGUGAUCGCAAGUCUUAUACUAUCAAUGGAAAGAUUCUCAAGGGAUGGUUCUCUGUUGAUAUCAUGUCUAAUGAUCUCUUUGACAGAGUCAACUUGAUUCAAAGUGUCCUCUCUCGACCUAGUCUCUACGACGGUACUUUGCCAAUCGCGGCUGUUGAAGAUGUCUUUAAAAUGAAUCCGAGUCAAUUCUGGUUGAAUGCCGAGUACGAAGCGUUCUAUGCAGAACACGGUCUGAGUGUAAUAUCGUACCUUCAAAAGGCAUUGAGAUUGAUGCGAAUAAACUUUGUGUCGUCUUCAGAGAUUGGGAUAUUGAAAGGGAUAAGUGGGAGUGUGAAUAAAGCUAGAACAAAGCUGAUAUUCAGAUUCUUAGAAGCUAAUGAAAUAGAGCCAACAACAAAGAAAACAUAUGGUGCCUUGGCUCAUGAACUUCCUAUGAUUAAGACAUUUGCCUCAGGAAUUCUGAUCAGAAAAGAAUAUAUUUGGCCAAUCGGUCCAGACAAGUAUGUGCAGCCUGCAACAAACAUUGUCAUUGAUGCUCAUAAGCUUGGCUUGGAAGUUUAUGCUUCUGGCUUUGCAAAUGAUGCCAUUGUUGGUUACAAUUAUAGUUAUGAUCCAAUCCGUGAGUACCUUCAGUUUUUUGAUAAUGGCCAUUUUGCUGUUGAUGGAGUCCUUUCUGAUUUCUCUCCCGCUGCGUCUCAAGCCAUUGCCUGCUAUUCGAGUUUUCAUAACGAUGGAAAACCUCAGCCUGGAUUAGAGCAAGCAUUGGUGAUAAGCAGCAAUGGAGCAAGUGGGGAUUUCCCAGGCUCAACUGACCUUGCUUACCAAAAAGCAAUUGAUGAAGGAGCUGAUGUCAUUGAUUGUUCAGUUCAAUUAUCCAAAGAUGGAGUUCCUUUCUGUAUGGAAAUGGCAGAUCUUUUGACAGGUACAACUGUUAUCACUGCUUUCUCAGCAAAAACUACAAGUAUCCCUGAAGUUCAAGCUGAACCUGGAAUCUUCUCUUUUGAUCUUACUUGGGCUGAGAUUCUUACUCUCAAACCUCAAAUUUCAAACCCUUUCAUGGCCUCUUCUGGUCUUGCUCGUAAUCCAGCCUUUAAGAACAAGGGCAAGUUCAUGACACUGCCUGAGUUUCUUGAGUUUUCUAAAGCCAAAGCUGUUUCUGGGAUUAUGAUCAACAUCCAAAACGCUGCGUAUUUGGCUUCAAGGAAAGGUCUGGACAUGGUGGGAACUGUAGCAACAGCCUUAGUCAAUGCCACUUUUGACAAACAAUCAACACAACAAGUUUUCAUUAGAUCAGAUGAUACUUCUGUGCUGUCCGUUUUCAAGACUAAGUACCCAAAUUUCAUUAGAGUUUUAACUGUUGAUUCAAAGAUUGGAGAUGCCCCAAAAGAAGCUCUUGAAGAAAUCAAACACUAUGCUGAAGUUGUGGCCAUUCCUCGUGGCUCUGUCAUUGAAAUUACAAACUAUUUCACUACUGGCCUCACUAAAGUUGUUGCUGAAAUGAAGGCUUCCAAUCUCUCUGUCUUUGUUUAUGUCAUGAGAAAUGAAUAUGUUUCCUUGCCCUUUGAUUACUACUCAGAAGCCUCCAUGGAGGUUUCUACUUUUGUCGACUACUUCCACGUUGAUGGCAUCAUUACCGAAUUCCCUAAUACUGCAAAACGAUACAUGACAUGUCCAUGCCGACCAACUCAGCUGAACCCGGAUACUGCUCCAUAUAUAAUACUACCACCUGAUAUUGGUAUGAUGAUGAAUAUGGUAGACCCAGAGGCCAAACCACCUACUGAUCCUCCAAUGCCCCCGUUGGAUGCUAAUGACAUUGUCGAUCCACCGCUCCCCGGGGUGAACAAAAUGGCGACAACGACUCCUUCAGAUGCUGCAGACAUGCCUGCCGCGCCAGCCCCAUCAGGCAGUGUAUCAAAUGUUGCUAACUUGUUUGUUUCUCUAGUCUCAGUUGUUGUGCUUACCUUCUUCAUAUCACUGUAAUAAUCAACACUCAAUAAUCUCCUCCAUAAUCAUAUGAAUAUUUAAACUCUCAAGGCCACCCAUUUUCACAUGUAUUUAUGUAGUUAAUACACUUUAUAUAUAUAUAUAUAAAAGUUAUCCUUUUGUUUCUUUUUAAAAA